Messenger RNA from Gongylonema pulchrum, 372 nucleotides. NCBI's taxonomy places the organism in Eukaryota, Metazoa, Nematoda, Chromadorea, Rhabditida, Gongylonematidae. The record is from the annotation of a GenBank genome assembly.
UACCACUGUGAUGGGAAAGAACCAGAAUGGCAAAUCCCAGAUAUCGAUGCAAUUGCAAACGGUGACUGGCAAUACAGAGGUAGGACCGAACAUGAAGUUAACUGCCACAUCCAAGAUCUACCAGAGAAUGGAGCUGAUAUUGCUCAUCUCAAUUAUCUGCACUUGGCUGGUGUUAAUAAAGGCAACGACAUAACUCAGAUUGAGAUGGAGAAUCCAGAGCCCACAGUCAGGCACGUGUGGGAUGGCCGCUGGGAACAACAGCCGGAACCUGACUCGCAUAUCGGUGUAAUGUAUUUGGAACAAGUGAUGACCAUCCUGAAAAUGCCGAUACCGCUAACAAGAAGCAGUCUACAAGCACGACAGGUAGUGUAG